This is a messenger RNA of Paramuricea clavata, 2756 nucleotides long. The record is from the annotation of a GenBank genome assembly. Lineage: Eukaryota; Metazoa; Cnidaria; Anthozoa; Malacalcyonacea; Plexauridae.
AAAUAGCGACUUUAAGAUAACCGACUACGGACUACAGACUACGGUUAAAAAUCGGCGCAUGGACUGGGUCGAGUACUGUCACCAUCUACCGCGCGCGGGAACUUUAAGAUAGAACAACACGAAUACAGCUACGGUUAAGUUCUGUUCUCCUUGUAUACAAAGUAAAAAAAUCUUUUAAACAAAAUGCCAUCAUUCCAAGAAGUGUGCGAUGCCUUGAUAAUUGCUCUGGCUGAUGAAAUUAUAAGCGAAGAGGAAUUUGUUGUUUUAUUUGCACAGUACAAACCUCAAAAUCCAGAAUUUCCUUACUGGACAUACGAUGGGUUCGAUUUUGAAAAUUUGGAUCCCCAUGAAUGCAAAGCGGAAUUCAGGUUUGAAAAACAUGACCUGCCUCUUUUAAAGCAAUCGCUUCGUAUUCCAGACAGAUUUGUUUGUCCUCAAGGAACUGUUUGUAGUGGAAUGGAAGGCUUGUGUAUUUUGUUGAAAAGACUAAAUUACCCUUGCCGUUACUUAGAUAUGAUUCACAGUUUUGGUCGUCCUGUUCCAGAAUUAUGCAUGAUCACUAACACCGUCCUCGACUGGGUAUACACAACACAUGGCUAUCGACUUACAUCAUGGAACCAACCAUUUCUUUCGAGAGAGUGCCUUGAGAGUUAUGCAAUAGCAAUUGCUAGAAAAGGUGCACCCCUCAGGAACUGUUUUGGUUUUGUUGAUGGAACAGUUCGACAGAUCUGUCGUCCAGGGAAGAACCAACGGGUGGUAUAUAACGGCCAUAAGAGAGUACAUGCCCUCAAGUUUCAGGCUGUCGCUUUACCUAAUGGUAUUGUUGCUAAUUUGUUUGGUCCGGUCGAAGGUCGGCGUCAUGAUGCAGGCAUGCUCAAAGAUUCAAGUGUUCUUGCUGCCUUGCAACAAGUGGCAUACAAUCCAGCUAGUGAUGUUUUAUGCAUUUAUGGGGAUCCAGCCUAUCCCCUUCGCCCGCAGCUGAUGUGUCCAUACAAAGUAGGUGAUGUACAGGUGCUUACCCCUCAAAUGACAGCCUUCAACAAAGCCAUGAGUGAGGUACGAGUUUCGGUGGAAUGGCUAUUUGGGGAUAUUUCCAACUAUUUUAAGUUUAUAGACUACAAGAAAAACCUCAAAAUACAUUUGAGUGCAGUUGGUAAGCAGUACCUUGUUAGUGCACUCAUGAGAAAUAUAUUAACUUGUUUUUAUGGAAAUAUGACGUCAGACUAUUUUGAUAUUGCACCACCAACAGUUGAUGAAUACCUGUCUUGAACUGAUGUUUUAAUUAAUCAUCAAGCCACUGACAAUACAUCCUAAGGUUAAACUUAUCAGGGGUGGACCAUUAGUGUAACACAUUUGCAGGAUAUGAAAACCUGAAACAACAUAACAUUAAAAACAAGAAAUAUCAUAACCCAGUAGCAAAGUCAUGCAGCCAUGGAAACCAGUCAUGCUACACUAUUAAUAACAAACGAAUCAUUUUAAUCUUAUAGGUUUGAAUAGUGCAAAUAAUGAAAAAUUUGCAUAGCAUGACCACUUGCUAUGGCUAGCUUUGCCACUGGAAUGAAUUUUUUACUCUACAAAAUGCAACAAUUAACUAGAAUGUUGUAAAAUAAAUAGGAAAUGUCAUAAAUAUGAGUCAGAAUAUAAUCAAAGCUGUUCAUUAUUUUAUGUCAACAAGAUGUUACUUGGCAACCUUUUCUAACACAGCCAGCAUUGCUGCCUGCAUCUGCAUUUGCAUCUGCAUUUGCAUCUGCUGCUGUUGUUGCUGUAAAUUAAAUUGUUUUUGUUGAUUUUCUAGAAGCUGAUUCAUUUUUUGCUGCUGUGAUAUCAGCUCAUCUUGUUUCUGCUGCUGUUUUUUCUCUCUGGCAUCAAACUUUUGUUGUUCAAGCAUAGCCUGUUGUUUCCGAAGUUCCAUUUCCUGCUGUUGAACUAACAUAGACUGCUCGGAUCGCAUUCUUAAAUACUCAAAAGCAUCACCACUGCUCUUUCUUUUUCUUUGUUUUCUUCGUUUAGUCUGUUUAGUCUUAUUGCUCUCUUCACUACUUCCAUCUGACUCAUCUUCACUUGAUCCCAAUCUUUCUUUGCUCUUACCCCAUGUAUGCAUAGCUGCAUCCCUCACUGACAAAGCCUUUGCUCUUUUAUCUUUUUCAUGUUUGUUUUUAUCAGUAUGAACAGUGUUUAACAUAAUGUCAGAAAUUUCUUCAAGAAGGAUUUCAAUUUCUGUUGGUGGAUCUGGGCUAAUACCACUUGCAUUCAAUUCUGCCCUUGUUUUUGACCGAAACUCUCCCAUUAAUUUAUUAAACCUUUCACGUACAGCUCGUUGAUCUCUUGGCAUAUCUUUGAAUCCCUCAUAUGUAUUGACCAAUUUUGCAGUCUCGGUCCAUCCUUGCCCAGCCUGUUUGCUGCCACCCUUCCAUAUAUACGGUUCCACCACACGAACUUCUCUUAGAAGUAUUUUGUCUUUGGCAUCAUCCCAGCGAAAUGUGCCACUAAAUGGAAAAGUAUAAAAUAUAAUAUCUAAAUGUUUUUGUUUUAAUGUUAAAAGCUGGGCUGAAUACUUGGCCAACACUAAGGUGGAUUAACCCUAAGGUGGAUUACUAAGGUGGAUUAACCCUAAACCUUAGUUGAAAUUUGAUCUGCUGUUUUAGUUUAUGUAUUUCUGCACAUCUGUUUAUUUCAAAACUUCAGAUAAAACAACUCCUACUGAUUCAGAAAAGAUCUCUGAAGAAAUAUUUCAAAAUUUGUAGACAAUAUUUUGG